Messenger RNA from Botrytis byssoidea, 1815 nucleotides. RefSeq lists its product as uncharacterized. The transcript is spliced from 3 exons. Gene Ontology annotation, biological process: transsulfuration. The coding region runs from base 1 to 1815 and encodes 604 amino acids. The record is from RefSeq and is a predicted model, not a curated record. Lineage: Eukaryota; Fungi; Ascomycota; Leotiomycetes; Helotiales; Sclerotiniaceae. Gene Ontology annotation, molecular function: cystathionine gamma-synthase activity; pyridoxal phosphate binding.
AUGUCUGUUAUCGAACUUGGAGAGUCCGUACCUGCCUUGACACCACACGCCACAAGUGUUUCAUUACCAACUUGGAAGGACAAUGUUGGUUACGAAGAGGGUGACCAAAGGGUUUUGGAGAAAUUGACCACUGGAUAUCCUCGAUUCUUCAUUCACAAACUUAUCGUUGCAUUCGCCGAUGAUAUCGUCAAAGCAUAUGGCAGUCAAAAUGAGCAGGCAAUGCUCUUUCCAUCGCCUAAGACUGCUAGGAGUUGUGUGGCAUUUAUGCUUUCAAGAGACAAGUCGAUAUCUCCAAAUCAGCUUAGUGUAAUCGACUUAGUCCUUGAGCGUAAUCAAACCUCAUCAGAAGUCCUCACUAAGAUUUCGCCUUCUAUUUCUGCUGUUUUAUUCGCUAAGGAAUUGUUCCCAAUUGCGAAGCAAUACUGGCAGCAUUCUGGAGACGGUGUUUCUAGCAGAAGAGCUGAAUUUUGCCACACUCUUUUCCAAGAAGGAUUACUAGUGAAGAAGACAAGUCCGCCAAGUCCUAAGGAUGGUGGCAAGCUAUGUAAAGGUCCUAAAAGAUACCAGAAAGGCUCUAUAGACAAGACAUCUAAAAGCCACAACGGCUCAGGUGUGGGCGACAGCCAUCACUCCCCUAUAUCGCCGAUAAACUCCGAGGCUCGGGAAAGCUCGCAGUUUCUAGAGGAACGUUUUGGCCGAAAUCUUGACGUUUCUUUCGUGGACAAUGCAAGAUCGGCAAUUCGCCGUCGGAUCGCAGGAUCCCUGGUUGGUGAAGUUGAUUUGUCUGAGACUCCAAGCACAGACAUGGCCUCCAAUAUGCGUGGAGUCGCCGAGCUUUCCGAGGACGAUGUUUACCUUUAUCCUUGCGGCAUGAACUCGAUUUAUAACGCACACCAGCUGCUGUUGAAAACCAGAGGCUCUUUGAAAAGCAUAUCCUUCGGUUUCCCAUAUGUCGAUACUCUUAAAAUCCUGGAAAAGUUUGGCCCCGGCUGCAACUUUUAUGGCAACGGCUCUUCCGAAGAUCUAGAUGAUUUGGAGAAAAGACUGAAAGCAGGAGAGAAAUAUCUCGCUCUAUUUUGUGAAUUCCCUGGAAAUCCAAUGCUAAAUUGUCCGGAUCUAAAACGAAUCCGGGCAUUGGCAGAUAAAUACGAUUUUGCUGUGGUGGUUGAUGAGACCAUUGGAAAUUUUAUCAAUGUUCAUGUUUUACCAUUUGCAGACAUAGUCGUCAGCAGUCUCACGAAGAUCUUCUCGGGAGAAUGCAACGUCAUGGGCGGAAGUGCCAUCUUUAACACUGGUGGAAAGUACUAUCAAUCCUUGAAGUCUGUGGCUAAAACAGAAUAUGAAGAUAACUACUGGGCCGAAGAUGUCAUGUUCAUGGAACGGAACAGUCGUCACUUUGUAUCUCGCAUUGAAAAAAUCAACGACAAUGCUGAAGUUAUAUGUGAUAUACUUCGAACCCAUCCAUUGGUAAAGUCGGUUUACUACCCCAAAUACAACAGCUCGAGAACUUUCUACGAUGAUUGUCGUACACCGAACGGAGGAUAUGGUGGCCUUCUUUCAUUUACCUUCAAAGAGAUGCCUCAAGCAGUCGCAUUCUAUGAUAAGAUUGAAACUGCGAAAGGCCCAAGUCUGGGAACCAACUUCACAUUAACAUCACCUUAUGUGAUCCUAGCUCAUUACUUGGAACUGGAUUGGGCGGCGCAAUUUGGUGUACCUGCGGAACUCAUUCGGAUCAGUGUUGGUCUUGAGGAUGCUAGUGAUCUGAAAGCGAGGUUUGCGAUGGCAUUGAAAGCAGCAGAAGAUACAACUGCCUGA